Messenger RNA from Drosophila eugracilis, 924 nucleotides. RefSeq names its product axoneme-associated protein mst101(2). NCBI's taxonomy places the organism in Eukaryota, Metazoa, Arthropoda, Insecta, Diptera, Drosophilidae. The coding region runs from base 1 to 783 and encodes 260 amino acids. The record is from RefSeq and is a predicted model, not a curated record. The transcript has 2 exons.
AUGAAGAUAAAAGAAUUUCUGUUCUUAUUUUUUCUCUUAUUCUCUGAGCUUUCUGAGGGCUAUAAGUUGGCAGAGUCCUCCAAUGAAAUUGGGGAACAGACACCGGAUUAUCAGAUUUGCUGUGACAACACACCCCCACCAACCAAAGGCGGCAUCAGGCUAGACAACAAGUCAAAGAUAAAAGCAUCUAGCAUUGCUCAAAAGGCGGCUAAGGAGGCCAAGGACGCAUCCGAUGCCCAGAUAGAAGCAGGUGAGGCUGCAGCUCGCCAGGUUAAGCAGCAACUGGCCGAUAAAGCACAAGCCGCUGCUAAGGCUGCGGAAGCCGCUCUUGCCGGAAAACAACAAAUUGUAGAGCAAUUGGAGUCCGAGGUAAGAGAGGGCGAAUUGGUGGUUCAGGAGGAGAGCACCCUAUUACAAACUACUCAAACCACUUGUACUGCCGCUGGACAAGCCGCCAAACAGGCAGGUGAUCAGCUUAAAACUAUAAUGGUGGCGGUAAAAAAUGCGCAGGAGAACGUGGUCAAUGCUGAGCACGUGGCCAGUGGAGCCCAACAGGAGCUGGCCGAGAAACAGCAGCUCGUCGAGGCGGCCAAGAAGAGAGUUGAGCUUUUACUCCGCCAAUUGGAUGUGGCACGGGUAGAUUUUAAGAACACUAAAAAUGCCGCCGAGAAGGCAGCUUGUGCAGCGCAUGAGGCCAGACAAAGAGCCACCCGAGAGCGAAGAAGGGCGGAACUGAGGCACAGACUACGACUAACUAAUCGAAGUACCAACUUGGAUACCUAAGUCUUAUAUUUUCUAUUUAUUAUUAUUUCUUUUGUCUAAAGAGGAUUUAAUGCCUAAGUGGUGAUUCAUUUUAUUUGUGUUUUUUCUAAAAUAUAACAAAAAUGUUUAGGAAAAUUAAAUAAACCAACAAAUUUUACUAAA